This is a messenger RNA of Poecilia reticulata (guppy), 1686 nucleotides long. It is a transcript of the gene nme5, whose product is annotated as NME/NM23 family member 5. Gene Ontology annotation, molecular function: nucleoside diphosphate kinase activity. Lineage: Eukaryota; Metazoa; Chordata; Actinopteri; Cyprinodontiformes; Poeciliidae. The record is from RefSeq and is a predicted model, not a curated record. Gene Ontology annotation, cellular component: cilium. Gene Ontology annotation, biological process: UTP biosynthetic process; cilium movement; CTP biosynthetic process.
UAUCUUAGCAACCCACCUUACCCAGAGAGUAAUCAAACAACCGAAUAAAUUCGGCUGCUAUUUUUUUUUUUGCUGCAUCUGCUUCAGCAGUUAUUUAGCUACAAAUCGUAGUUCAUGUGGAAUUAUUCACAGACUUCGUGUUAAACGUGUAUUUUCAGUUUGAAAGCAGCGGAGGUUGUAUGUUCGCGUCAGCUCGCAGAGGAAAAUGUACGUAAUUUCACAUCGUAUUUAUGUUGAAAGAACCCUGGCGAUCAUCAAACCUGAUGUAGUUCUUAAGUCCGAGGAGAUCGAGAAAGUCAUCCUGAAGGCAGGUUUUUUGAUCUUGCAGAAGCGCAAGCUGCUGCUGAGUCCUGAGCAGUGCAGUGAGUUUUACGCACACCAGUACGGGACGUUCUUCUUUCCCAGCCUGACGGCCUUCAUGAGCUCCGGCCCCAUUGUUGUCAUGACGCUGGCUCGGCACAACGCCAUCGCUCACUGGAAGUCCAUGAUAGGCCCUGACAACAUCACCGUAGCCAAAGAAACAGAUCCAGAAUGCCUUCGAGCAAAAUACGGAACUUCUGACCUAAAGAACGGUCUUCAUGGCAGCGACACGUUUUUUGCAGCAGUGAGGGAGAUUAGAUUUAUGUUUCCCAACACUGUAAUUGAACCCUUUCCGUCUAAAGAACAAACCGAGGAGUACUUGAGCACGGACGUAAUCCCCGUUCUCUUUCGCGGACUCACUGAGCUCUGUAAGGAAAAGCCUCUCCAUCCCUGUAUUUGGCUUGCUGACUGGCUACUGAAUAAUGAUCCAAGCCAGCCUCAAAUAAAUGCGGAAAACAGUCUGGAAGGUGAAAAGUGACAGCCAGGGAGCAUGAUUGCUAUUUUACCUGCUGUUUGUUUUUGGCAAGUUCAUGUGUUCGGUUUCAUAUAUAUAUAAAUAUAUGGAUACUUGGUAGCAGUAAAGAGCUGUGUUGAUUUUCUCUUAGAGCUCAAAAAGAAUUCUUCAAGCCUGUUGAUAUUAGUCAUUUAAAUUACGCAGUGUGUUUACACUAAACAUCGAAAACAAUAUUGUGAAAUUAAAUAGAUUAAACACUGUAACAUAUUUUCAACUGACAUGGUUUUGCAAUAACUCUUUUGCAAUCUUUUACAAAGCCUUAAAAUUACAAUACAUUUAAUUGACUAAUCUCACUAAAACAAAAAAAAAAAGAUUUUAGUCAAAACUCUAUGAUUAAAACUAAUUAAUAUGUUCUGUCAAAAUCAGCACUGAUCCAGACAUGGCAGUUUGUAUUAGAGAAGGGACCGCCAAUCCAAAUAGACUUUCUUUUUUUUUCUUUUUCUUUUUUUGCUGAAAUGCCUUACGAUGACUUGUAGUGAACUGAUGUCAUAGAAGUAAACUAUGUUGUAUUUAGAAGGAAAACUAACCACCCUGAAACAUAAUGGUCUCACAAUUAUGCCAGUUAACGUUAGCAUGGUCUAGUCAAAUUCCUUAUCUAAAUCUCACUGACAAUCAGAAGAAAGACUUAAAAAUUGGUUAAUAUAUGCUCUCCAUGUAAUCUGACAGAGCUUUAUCUAUUACGCAAAAAAUGGUCAAAGUCUUCAGUCUCAAUGUUCCCGUGACACUUUGAAAAUAAAUUAUAAUUUUUCUACUGCUUCACAAGUUUGCACUGUUUGUCUUGGUCUGUCAAAAUAAAAUCUCAAUAAAAUUAA